AUGGUUGGAUUGACUCAAGAACAAAAACAGUUUUAUGAAGAAAACGGUUACGUAUUGUUGGAAAAUUUACUUCCAGAAAAUGAUUUAUCAAAUAUAUAUGAGCAAUAUAACGAUUUGUUUAAAAGAAAGAAUCAAGAGAAGAUGGAGAGCUCCUGGGUGGGAAGCGACGCAAAUGACAGACAAAGCGAUAGUACUUACACUGUGAAGGGAAUCCACAAUCUACAAUACCAUUCAGCUAUCUUCAAUCGCUUCAUCUUCAACAAGAACCUUCUGGAUGCUUUAGAAGACAUCAUGGGUACCAAUAACAUAAUGCUACAUCAUACGAAAGCUCAUUUCAAGCCACCGGAAAAAGGUGCUGCAUAUCCUAUGCAUCAGGACUAUCACUAUUUUCCCUAUAAGAAUAAUUCGAUGGUAGCAGCGUUCCUACACCUUGAUGCUGCUAAUCCAGAAAACGGAGGCUUAUUUGUGUAUCCAGGGUCGCAUAAAUUAGGUCCACAAGAAGAUAUUGGAGCUAAGGAAGGAAAUUUCCAUUAUGUUAAUCAGAAACUCUUUCCAAUAGAAAAAGCUACCCCUAUCGUUGCUAAAAAGGGGGAUGUAGUGAUCUUCUCGUAUCUUCUUGUGCAUGGUAGUUCUGCUAAUACAUCUCAGCGACCGCGACGAAUGCUUCUGAUGCAAUUAGCCUCUGCUGAUGAUGAGCCUAUAGGCUUGCAGCUUAUGCGACCAGGACAAGGAUGGAUGCUUAGAGGUAUCAACAUAAAUCGGGACGCAAGCAUCUCCAAAAGGUUCGAACAGCCAUAA
Diatraea saccharalis (sugarcane borer) is the source of this 798-nucleotide messenger RNA. The record is from the annotation of a GenBank genome assembly. Lineage: Eukaryota; Metazoa; Arthropoda; Insecta; Lepidoptera; Crambidae.